AUGGUUGAAUACGAUCACGGCAAACGGCAGAUGAUAAAGGGCGGGGAUCGGUUCUCGACUUCUCUCGUCCCCGUUUUGCGAGAAUCCGUCACGAGCAUGCUCGAAUCCUUCGACGUGGAUGUCUUCCUCAUUGCUCACUUUCAAGUCUCCAAAAAUAGACGCCAAGAGAUCGAACGCGCACUUCCCACUUCCGUAUCACUUCAGGUAUGGGAGGACGCUACUCCGUUGGGAUAUCGAUCUGAACACAAACAACCAACCGUCCUCGAAAAUAUGAUGAAUGCCUUGAGUCGUCAACACCGUUUCGUUAUCAAGGAUAAUUUGUUGGCAUACGAUCUAUUUCUAAACUUUGAAGACGACAUGAUUGUUCAUGGUGCUCAUGUGCAGCAAUUUCUGAACGUCACUUAUGAGCUGGAACGUCUAUACGAACAGGCGUCGAACCACAGUCAACAUCGGCGCGCCGUAGACGAGGAAGCCGACUUCUAUGGUCCACUUACCAAACGUCGUGUAAGCAUUCUUGUACCAGGCUGGAUGCGUGUAGAAGCGGCCCUCCCGGGAUGGCAGCCGCACGAUCUGAAUAGCAAUGAUCACGUUCCGCUCAAUCCGCACUGGAACGAGAACAACCGUGCCUUGGUCAAGCUGGAUCCUACCGUCUGCUGUCAUGUACGCAACGACACGGCAGCUGCCAACACCCAUAUACCACGUUCGCCGCCGAUUACCGAUUUGUUCCUUUGGGAAACAAGCCUCGACGCACUGAGCCUAAGGCAAAUUCCUCACUCGUCUUUGGGGUGGGUUGUCUUGCAAGCUGGCAAUUAUAUGAACAAAAAGGUAGGCUCGUACUGGAGUGGCCGAGACGGCUACUUUGCCGACCAGCCACCGUCACUUACCAAAGGACGAUACGCCAACAACCAAGGGGGAUGGAUGGCAACACGUUGGCAAAUCUUCAAUUGGCACAACGAACACUGCAAGGGAGGGUUGUUGCCACCUUUUGAAUAUCCUUUUCGAAGUGAUGGAUUAGACCGCAGGACAGUAGAGUUCUGGAGCGGCGGGAUACAUCUCUUCGGGAUAGGAGGCUGCAAUUUGCAAAGGGUGAUUCCAAUGGACCCGAAUCAAUUCGGGAAACACUUACUGUAUCACUCGUCUAAUAAUAAACAGCGAUCGCCAAAUGUUCAACAUCGCUUUGCCUCUCGAUCGAUUCAACAUUUCUGGGAGCAACUUAAUACGAUUAAGCAGAAUGCGGAGGUAACAAAGCGUGUCGAGAUCAAAUACGGCAAAGGCAUUAAAUAUGGGUAG
Phaeodactylum tricornutum CCAP 1055/1 is the source of this 1290-nucleotide messenger RNA. RefSeq lists its product with no specific name. Bases 1 to 1290 code for a protein of 429 amino acids. The record is from RefSeq and is a predicted model, not a curated record. NCBI's taxonomy places the organism in Eukaryota, Bacillariophyta, Bacillariophyceae, Surirellales, Neidiaceae. The transcript has a single exon.